AUGGAUUAUGAUUUCAAGGCGAAGCUGGCGGCGGAGCGGGAGCGGGUGGAGGAUUUGUUUGAGUACGAAGGGUGCAAAGUGGGACGCGGCACCUACGGGCACGUCUACAAGGCGAGGCGGAAAGAUGGAAAAGAUGAAAAGGAAUAUGCAUUGAAGCAAAUUGAAGGCACAGGAAUAUCCAUGUCGGCUUGUAGAGAGAUUGCACUUUUGCGAGAAUUGAAGCACCCUAAUGUGAUCGCAUUGCAGAAGGUGUUCCUUUCUCACAGUGACAGGAAGGUGUGGCUGCUCUUUGAUUAUGCAGAACAUGAUUUGUGGCACAUUAUUAAGUUUCACCGUGCAUCAAAAGCAAAUAAAAAGCCCAUGCAGUUGCCAAGAUCUAUGGUCAAAUCAUUACUUUACCAGAUUCUUGAUGGUAUCCAUUACCUCCAUGCAAAUUGGGUGCUUCACAGAGAUCUGAAACCAGCAAAUAUCCUAGUAAUGGGAGAAGGUCCUGAAAGGGGGAGAGUCAAAAUAGCGGACAUGGGUUUUGCCAGAUUAUUCAAUUCUCCUCUAAAGCCACUAGCAGAUUUGGAUCCAGUAGUUGUGACGUUUUGGUAUCGGGCUCCAGAACUUCUGCUUGGUGCAAGACAUUAUACAAAGGCCAUUGAUAUAUGGGCAAUAGGUUGCAUAUUUGCUGAAUUGUUGACUUCAGAACCUAUUUUUCACUGUCGUCAGGAAGAUAUAAAAACAAGCAAUCCCUUUCAUCAUGAUCAACUAGAUCGGAUAUUUAGUGUCAUGGGGUUUCCUGCAGAUAAAGAUUGGGAAGAUAUUAGAAAGAUGCCAGAAUACCCUACACUUCAGAAAGACUUUAGAAGAACAACGUAUGCCAACAGUAGCCUCAUAAAGUACAUGGAGAAACACAAGGUCAAGCCUGACAGCAAAGUGUUCCUCUUGCUUCAGAAACUCCUUACUAUGGAUCCAACCAAGAGAAUUACCUCGGAGCAAGCUCUACAGGAUCCCUAUUUUCAGGAGGACCCCUUGCCAACGUUAGAUGUCUUUGCUGGCUGCCAGAUUCCAUACCCCAAACGAGAAUUCCUUAAUGAAGAUGAACCUGAAGAGAAAGGUGACAAGAACCAGCAGCAGCAGCAGAACCAACAUCAGCAGCCCGCAGCUCCCCCGCAGCAGGCAGCAGCGCCCCCGCAGGCGCCCCCGCCGCAGCAGAACAGCACCCAGACCAACGGGACCGCGGGCGGGGCCGGGGCGGGCGCUGGGGGUGCGGGAGCCGGGCUGCAGCACAGUCAGGACUCGGGCCUCAAUCAGGUGCCUCCGAACAAGAAGCCCCGCCUCGCGCCCUCGGGCGCCAACUCCGGCGGGCCCGUUAUGCCGGCAGAUUAUCAGCACUCCAGUUCUCGCCUGAAUUACCAAAGCAGCGUUCAGGGAUCCUCCCAGUCCCAGAGCACACUCGGCUACUCCUCCUCGUCCCAGCAAAGCGCGCAGUACCACCCGACUCACCAGGGCCACCGCUACUGA
Molecule: messenger RNA, 1509 nt
Organism: Puma concolor (puma)
Lineage: Eukaryota; Metazoa; Chordata; Mammalia; Carnivora; Felidae
Gene: CDK19
Product: cyclin dependent kinase 19
Biological process (GO): protein phosphorylation
Cellular component (GO): nucleus; cytosol
Molecular function (GO): ATP binding; protein serine/threonine kinase activity
Source: RefSeq, a predicted model, not a curated record